AUGCAACCUCUAAGUCUCUCUCCACUUUGUCGCUCUCUUUCCAUCAUCCCUCUCCAUCGUCUCUUGACGGUCGGACCUACUUCGUCUCCGACGCCGGUGAAAUUACAGCAGUGGAAACACUCCGGCGUAGCUUCUAAACCUCCGAUUAUUCCCCAAAUUUCCAAUUCGUUCGAGUUGCAUUGGUCGCAGAGGGGCUGUUUCUUCUCCUACACCGGACGAAUUGCAGCAGCCGGAGCACUCUGGUUAGAUUUUGUACGCCUACGUCCAAUUGCAAGAGCUUUGAAGGAUUAA
Molecule: messenger RNA, 291 nt
Organism: Ilex paraguariensis (yerba mate)
Lineage: Eukaryota; Viridiplantae; Streptophyta; Magnoliopsida; Aquifoliales; Aquifoliaceae
Source: the annotation of a GenBank genome assembly